AUGUCUCGAAAAACCAGUGAUAUUUGGAAACAUUUUAGCAUUGGAGACAAUGUGGCAAAAAUUGCAACUUGUAAUAUAUGUCAAAAUGCGGUAUCAUACAAAUCUACCAUAACAAAUUUAAAAUUACAUUUAAAGCGUAAGCAUGUGUCUGUAUUUUAUACAUUAAGCCAACCUGAUACUAAUAUUGCUUCACAAGCUACAUUAACAAGUGACAAAACGAUAAAUGUGACAAAUCCAGAACAUGCUAUAGCAUCAGCGUUAACAAUAAAUUCUACCGCUACGAUUUCUGACGCUAUUAGCUCCGGCUCUUCAGCGCAAAAACGGCAAAGAACAAUGGCAUCAUAUAUUCCAAAAAAAAUGAGUAUGCAAGAAAGUAAACUGAUAGAUGAAGCCUUGUUACAUCUUUUCAUUUGGGAUUAUCAGCCGUUGAGUAUAGUGGAAGAUAAAGGAUUUUUAAAAUAUACAAAUGCUUUAAAUCCUUCGUACAAACCACCUAGUCGGAAAACAAUAUCAGCCAGUUUGAUACCAUCGGCUUACACCGCCUGCAGGGAGAAAUUAAUGAAAGAAGUACAGCGAGAAGCUAUGAGUGUAUGCCUCACAACUGAUACGUGGACUUCUUCCGUAAAUGAUAGUUACAUAGCAAUAACCAUACAUUACACUACAUCAGAAUUAGAAUUCAAAACGGUACUUUUAGAAUGUGCUCACUAUAGUGAAAAACAUACAGGUGAACUACUAGCUAGCCAAUUAAAAAACACGAUUGAAGCCUGGGGCUUGACCGGAAAAGUAGUACUGGCAAUAACGGACAAUGCAAAAAAUAUUGUAAAUGCCAUUAAUUUGUUAGGGUGGAAGCAUUUUGGAUGUUAUGCUCACACCUUAAAUUUAGUUGUUGAUGAUGCAUUAAAAAUUGUUAAAGAUACUUUAGAAAAAAUAAAAAAUAUAGUAUCAUAUUUUAAGAGAAGUUCAUCUGCAACAGAUAGAUUGAUAAAAUAUCAAGUUCAACAACAGAUUAAUAUACCCAAAAAACUCAAGCAAUCUAUACCUACUCGUUGGAAUUCAACAUUUUUCAUGUUGCAGCGCUUUGUAGAGUUGGAAGAAGCAGUGCGGGCCACUUUGGCCCUGGUGCAAAGAGAUUUUGAUGAGUCUCUAUCUGAAGACGAUUGGAUUAUAUGCACGCAACUUACCACUAUUUUAAAGCCAUUUGAGCAAGCAACGGCCAAAAUGAGCGGAGAAAAAUACACCACCGCCAGUAUGGCGAUAGUUGUAACGCGUGGUUUACAUAACGUGUGUGAAAAUUUGCUUAAAAACCAAUACAAGCCUGUCAUUAGCAAUGUGCUACUAAAACUAAAAGAGGGACUUUCAAUGAGAUUCAAUAACAUUGAAUACCAUAAAGAGUUGGCUAUGAGCACACUUUUAGAUCCGAGAUUUAAAAUGAGUGGCUUUAGUGAUAAAUGUGCGGCAGAUCAUUCCAAAAAAAGAGCCAUUGAUAUGGUUGCUACUAUGAUCGGCAACUCUGUUGUUACACAUUAUCCCACCACUUCCAAUGAGCCAUCGCAACCUGGCUGUUCAAAAGAGAUAUCCAUAUGGGACGACUUUGAUCGGGAAGUUAAUAAUUUACAGCCAAGAAGCUCACCUAUGGCAAAAGCGAUUACGGAAAUAGGAGCAUAUCUAGAAGAUGCAUUAUUGCCCCGAAACUCCGAAGAUACACCCCUUGAAUGGUGGAAAAACAAUCGCCAUCUUUAUCCAACACUAUGCAAGUUAUUUAUUAAAAGGGGCAAUUUCCUGGCUACCAGUGUGCCUUGUGAACGAAUAUUUUCGAAAGCUGGGUACAUUAUUAAUGACAGAAGGACCCGAUUAACCAGUGAAAAGGUUCGCCAAUUGGUGUUUUUAAAUAUUAAUAAAAGUUAA
This is a messenger RNA of Parnassius mnemosyne (clouded apollo), 1905 nucleotides long. NCBI's taxonomy places the organism in Eukaryota, Metazoa, Arthropoda, Insecta, Lepidoptera, Papilionidae. The record is from the annotation of a GenBank genome assembly.